CGAAGAAAAGGUCGUGCGUCGUAGAAAAGACUUUGUUGAGGCAUUUGUUGAAGAAUUUCACUUCUUCCAAAAGUGUCUGAGUUUAUAAGUUGUUCUAUUGACGCUAUUUAAAGAUAGCGACAGCAUCAUGUCGCUUUCAAGUGUGCUACCUGCCCCGACGAAUCCCGUAUGGGAUAGGGACGAUGAACGCAAAAUGAAAACACCAUCGAUGGGCGCCUUGGUAAGUGCGAAGGUUGCAGCACCUCCGUACGGACAGCGAAAAGGAUGGAUUCCGCGGACGGAAGCCGACUUUGGCGAUGGCGGAGCUUUUCCCGAAAUCCACGUCGCACAGUACCCACUAAGUAUGGGUGCCCCCGGAAAUGCGUCGAAGAAAUCGAACGCGCUCGCAGUUCAGCUGGAUCAAACGGGGAAGGUUAAGUACGAUGCUAUCGCUCGACAGGGACAUUCCAAGGAUAAAAUUGUUUAUUCGAACAUUAAUCAACUGCUACCGGCCGAAGUACUGGCCGAAGAUGCUGAGGAACUGCAAAAGCCCGAUGAAGAGACCAUCAGCGACAUCACGGAAAAGACUCGCAUGGCUUUGGAAAAGCUGACAAACCAGAAGAUUGUUUCAGCAAUGCCGGUUCGAGCUGCAGAAAAGCAGGCUCCAGCCCAGUACAUCCGCUACACACCGUCACAACAAGGUGAUGCGUUUAAUUCCGGGGCGAAGCAGCGCAUCAUACGUAUGGUAGAAGCGCAGGUUGAUCCUAUGGAACCACCUCGUUUUCGAAUUAAUAAAAAAAUCCCACGAGGACCACCAUCACCGCCCGCACCCGUGCUGCACUCACCCACGAGGAAAGUAACGGUAAAGGAGCAGAAAGAAUGGAAAGUUCCUCCCUGCAUAUCCAACUGGAAAAAUGCCAAGGGAUACACUAUACCACUUGACAAGCGUCUGGCUGCCGAUGGGCGUGGGUUGCAGCAGGUACAUAUUAACGAGAAGUUUGCCAAAAUGGCCGAAGCGUUGUACAUCGCCGACCGUAAGGCUCGCGAGGCCGUAGAAGCUCGAGCUCAGUUGGAGAAGAAAUUGGCGCAAAAGGAGAAGGAAAAGAAGGAGGAUAUGCUUCGACAGAUGGCACAGCGGGCUCGUGACGAACGUGCUGGAAUUCGCCAUCCGGAUGCAGCGGGCGAUGGUGCAGCAGGUGGACCAUCCUCUGCCGAGAUACGCGAAAGAGAUGAAAUCCGUGCCGAACGACACCGAGAGCGGGCUCGUGAUCGCAACCUUGCCCGGGCUGCACCGGAAAAACGUUCCAAAUUGCAGCGUGAACGCGAACGAGACAUUUCUGAACAGAUUGCACUGGGAAUGCCUGCUAAAACAAACCUUUCCGGCGAAUCACAGUUUGAUCAGCGUUUGUUUAAUACCUCGAAGGGUAUGGACUCCGGAUACGGGGACGAUGAAGCGUACAACGUGUACGAUAAACCCUGGCGUGAGUCUGGAACUCUUGGACAGCAUCUGUACCGACCAAGCAAGGCACUGGAUAACGAUGCUUACGGGGCGGAUCUGGACAAGAUCGUUAAUACUAAUCGCUUCGUGCCGGACAAGGAAUUCAGUGGAACGGAUCGCAGUGGCCAAGCGGCGCGUCAGGGACCGGUGCAGUUCGAAAAGGAAGAGGAUCCAUUCGGUUUAGAUCAGUUCUUGAGCAUGGCCAAGAAAGCCCCGAAACGCAAGGAAGAUUCUUCUGCUGGACCGAGUGGUAGUGGGAGUGGUAGUAGCAGCAAUCGCGACAAGGACCGUAAGAAACGUAGGGAUUAGCUGGAUUCUGUGCGGCAUUUGUAAACGAUUUCUUUUAUGUUUCUACUCAAAUUGGAUGUAACCGCACUCACACUAACGAUACAUAGGACACGGUUCAAACUUUUGCAUAUGUACGUUAAUUUUAAAUGCUCCAUACUCCCAAGAAACUUUUUAGCUGCAUCAUAUGGAAUGUGCUUUUUUGUUCUUACAGUUAGUUUAUAAAAUAUGAUAAAAAUGAGAAUAAAUAAAUAAAUCGUCACCAAACUUCUUCAU
Molecule: messenger RNA, 2038 nt
Organism: Anopheles coustani
Lineage: Eukaryota; Metazoa; Arthropoda; Insecta; Diptera; Culicidae
Gene: Bx42
Product: puff-specific protein Bx42
Exons: 2
Coding region: 128-1786 (552 amino acids)
Biological process (GO): mRNA splicing, via spliceosome
Cellular component (GO): spliceosomal complex
Source: RefSeq, a predicted model, not a curated record